Molecule: messenger RNA, 835 nt
Organism: Coccomyxa subellipsoidea C-169
Lineage: Eukaryota; Viridiplantae; Chlorophyta; Trebouxiophyceae; Coccomyxaceae
Product: tryptophan synthase beta subunit-like PLP-dependent enzyme
Exons: 6
Coding region: 74-835 (253 amino acids)
Cellular component (GO): cytoplasm
Source: RefSeq, a predicted model, not a curated record
UAGCGGAGCAGGAUUGCGCAAGCCCUGUCACGGCUCAGCUAAGCGUUGCAGACAUCAAACCAGAUCGACAGAAAUGUCACAAAGGUUGCAUGAGGUGGCAGCCAGCGCAUCUGAUAACGGCGCCUUGGAAUACCCAACUGUGGAGGACUUUGUGGGAAACACCCCUCUUGUUCGUCUGCAACGCUUGAGCAGUAACCCAUCGAAGGUUAUCCUUGCAAAGCUCGAGGGCAACAACCCUGCUGGAAGCGUAAAAGACAGGCCAGCGAUAAGCAUGAUAGCUGAGGCAGAGCAGAAGGGUCUGAUCAAGCCUGGUGACACUCUUGUGGAAGCAACCUCUGGCAACACAGGAAUUGCUCUCGCAAUGGCUGCAGCAAUCCGAGGGUACAAGCUGAAGCUAAUCAUGCCAGCAAACAUGUCAGAAGAAAGGCGGGCAGCGAUGGCAGCAUAUGGCGCAGAGCUUAUCUCUGUGCCUGCUGGCAAGAUGGAGCUGGCCAGGGACUUGGCGCACGAGCUGCAGGAAAGAGGGGUGGGUGUGGUUCUUGAUCAGUUUGGCAAUCUGGACAACCCGCUCAGCCAUUACAAGACAACUGGGCCUGAGGUUUGGGAGCAGACUGGGGGCCGCAUCACCCACUUUGUCUCCUCCAUGGGCACAACAGGGACAAUAAUGGGAGUGAGCCGGUAUCUGAAGGAGAAGAACCCUGACAUCCAGAUUGUGGGGUUGCAGCCUUCUGAGGGCGCCUCUAUUGCCGGCAUCCGGCGCUGGCCCAAGCAGUACCUGCCCAAGAUCUUCCAGGUGGACACUCCUUGCCUUCAUCCUACCCUGGCAGACUCCUAG